Pseudoliparis swirei is the source of this 540-nucleotide messenger RNA. RefSeq names its product NADH:ubiquinone oxidoreductase subunit B (gene ndufb6). Bases 87 to 470 code for a protein of 127 amino acids. The transcript is spliced from 4 exons. NCBI's taxonomy places the organism in Eukaryota, Metazoa, Chordata, Actinopteri, Perciformes, Liparidae. Gene Ontology annotation, biological process: mitochondrial electron transport, NADH to ubiquinone; mitochondrial ATP synthesis coupled electron transport. The record is from RefSeq and is a predicted model, not a curated record.
CUUCAUUUGCCCGCAGAAGGAAGUGCCCUCCAUGGUGUCAUUGUAGGUCUUCGGAGGUUGAAUAUCUAGAAGAAAAAAACCAAACAAUGUCUGGAUACACACCAGACGAGAAGCUCCGCGUCGAGCAGAUUACGACGCUCCGGAGAAGGUGGCUGAAGGACCAGGAGCUCAGCCCGAGGGAGCCCGUCUUACAAGCGAAACCUCUCGGCGCCGUCGCCAAGUUCUGGGCUGGAUUUCUGGAGCCCAAGAGCCUGUGGAGACUUUACACCUACAAAGCAUACAAAGGUGGAGUUUUCACAAUAACACGGCUGUUGAUACCGGCUUGGAUUGUCCACUACUGUGUGAAAUACCAUGUUGCUCGAAGACCUUAUAGCAUUGUGGACUUGAAACCCAGGCUGUUCCCUGGUGACACCAUUCUGGAAACAGGAGAAAGCGUUCCAGAUCUCCCUGAAACCUAUGGCCAUCACUGAAGUUGAAGUAGUUCAAUGGUUUUCUGUUGUAAAAACUGUGUAUAUGCCAAUAAAAUAUUAUCAAGUCAUA